UCCUGUCUGUGUACGGCUCUGCAAAGCUUGUUGAUAACGAGGGGCCUGAAACACUGACUCUGAGCCAUUUUUAUUUCAUGCAUUGUUCCUAAAUUUCUGGAGCAAUGAUAUUUCGGACAGUAGUAAUGCAUGCUAAGAAGCACCCUGGUCUCAUCCCGCAGUUCUUCUUCAUCUGUUUGGGAAUGGGCGGGGCAAGUCUGUAUCUGAUCCGGUUGGCCAAAGGACCCCAUGUCACCUGGAACAAGACCAACAACCCUGAGCCUUGGAAUAAACUUGACCCCACAUACCAGUACAAGUUUGUGGCCAUCAACACUGACUAUGAAAACCUGAAGAAGGAAGGACCUGAGUACUGAAUGUCUCUGGCCUUGUCUCGUAAACCAGAGUGGAAAAGUAACAGCAAAUCCCGAUCUAGGGUCAGAUUCACUCCCCCUCCCCCCCUUUAUGUCCUCACUGAACGUGGAAGGUGAAAUGGAUCCAAGAUCUGUAACCCUUUAGUGUCUCUAUGCCUGUGUGAUGUUUGCAAAGCAGCCUGUGAUCUGGUAAAUGUGACGAGGAUUGUCAGUGAAGGGAUCCUGAAGGCACAUGUGAAUGUUGAAAAAGUUGUACAUUUCUACAUAAUUACACUCAUGCAAGAGAGAUAUGACUCAUGCUCCCCACUGCACCAGACAAGUGGUAUUGCAUGUCUAAGCCAAUUGAAUUGAAAACGAAGUUUCAGUACAUUAUUUUAAAUGUUUCAGACAUUAAUUGGUUUCUGUUCACCUCUGUAAGAUGUGAAUUUAACAGACAAUUAACAAUUGACAGACUCCUAAAAUCUGCUGUGUUAUGCAAAUAACAUGAGUCUCUUCAGUCUUUAAAACUGCAAUGCAUGCAUCUAAAAAUGGUCAUCAUAAUUGUAGUUAAAGGAGCAGCAUGUGGGAUUUAGCGGCAUCUGUUGGUGAGGAUUGCAAAUUGCAACCAGUUGAAGCUUCUCUUAAACACAAAUACUCAGUGUUUGUUUGUUUUGUCUGUCCUGGGCUACUGUAGUAGCAUGGAGGAACAUGCAACAUGGAACACUCCGUGGACAAAGACCCGCUUCUAUUGUAGUUAUAAAGAGCUUGUUCUAAUGUUGUGUUCAUACCCAGCGUGAAUAAAGCAAUCAGCACAAGUGAAUUACAUGUAAAGUCAAUGUAAAGACGUGAUUGGACGCGAAUUCCCACCGAGCAGCAUGAUUGGCACAUGAUGGACACGAUGGGAAUGACACAAAAUGCAAGAAUUAAGCAGCGCAAAUAAAGCAAAUAGCGCGAUUGUCACAUGCUUAUUUCCGAGGGUUGAAAAAUCGGAACUUUAGUGCUUCAGGGACGUAUGACGCCAAGGAUUUACCAGCGAAAGUUCAUUCAUCGAUUCAACGAUUUCAUGCGUGCUUGACGCGAGUUAUUCACGUGAAUGAAGCAAGUCAACACAAAAUAUUCUAGCGUGCAAACUCGCGCGAGUAACAGGACGCAAAAAUUCGAAAAUUACUUGGUGUGAACACAACAUAAAGCAGGGAAAACAUAUCAUAUUAUAUUCCAUUUCUGCCAGUAUGUCCCCCUGAAUCCUACGCAUUGGUCCUUUAAGGAGCUAAAACCUACAAACACCCUCUACUGAGGGUUGUUGUCUUCUUCUGCAGAUUAAAAUGUAUGUUUUCCCAUAUGUUCUGCAAGUAUGAAGCUUUAAGUAAGUCAACUUUCGAUAAAAUCUAAUUGGCCUGCUGCAGUGCAUGAUGGUCAAAUUAAUGUGACCUGACUGCAUGUGUUUCUUCAUAACUGGCACGUGUUGUUGGUUUAGCAGCCACUAACUUCAGCAAUGACUGUGUAAGUUAUGAUAUAAAAAUGCAGAGAUGUAUAAACUGGGCUGAA
Molecule: messenger RNA, 1874 nt
Organism: Epinephelus moara (kelp grouper)
Lineage: Eukaryota; Metazoa; Chordata; Actinopteri; Perciformes; Serranidae
Gene: ndufa4l2a
Product: NDUFA4 mitochondrial complex associated like 2a
Exons: 4
Coding region: 105-353 (82 amino acids)
Source: RefSeq, a predicted model, not a curated record